Messenger RNA from Daldinia childiae, 1143 nucleotides. RefSeq lists its product as uncharacterized. The coding region runs from base 1 to 1143 and encodes 380 amino acids. The record is from RefSeq and is a predicted model, not a curated record. The transcript has a single exon. NCBI's taxonomy places the organism in Eukaryota, Fungi, Ascomycota, Sordariomycetes, Xylariales, Hypoxylaceae.
AUGUCCGCCUCUUCGCCCCGCCAAUCGCAUGAAACGCCCGAUAUAACAUGUAUCGCGCCAGAGCCUUUCGAACCUAUACCUCUAAUCGCCGACAUUGUGCGUACCGGAUAUUGCAUUCCAGGCUCAGUAUUUCUAGUUGAGGGUGUCGAUUCCGUCCAUACGUCUAGAUCCAAGAGAUGGCGUGCCGUACGCCUGUUACUCGGAGAUGGGGAGCUGUGUAUCCAGGCCCUAUUAUCAGCCCAGAUGCAUAGAUAUGUAGAUGAGGGGGAAUUCGCCUUUGGGUCCUACGUUAAACUGGAACAAUUCCGAAUCGAACGGAGGAACCUCCCUAAUGGGACUGAUGGGGGCUCGCCAACUACCAAAGGAAAGGAAAAAGAGCGCGAUGACCAUAGUGCAGAAAACGGGAUGGUCUACCUGGUUGUCGAGGAUCUUGCACUCGUCGGAUGGAAUAACGCACUUGUCGAUACCACGCCCAUCGAAAGUGCCCAAGCAGACGCUGAAGUCCCAAAAGAUCGAGUUGAAAAUAACGCCCAGACUUCCAUCACGGCUAAAUCGGUUCCAGGCAACAGCACUACGCAGUCUUUCGACAGUGGCGUUGGUCUACUGAAAGAAUUAGCUGAUGCGGAUGAUGACUUCGAAGUCAUGCCAAACGCUAUGUCGAAAGCAACCCAGAAUAGGCUCGAUCUCGCAGCAAAAUCUAAGGACGCAAACCAUCUUCCCUGGUCGAGCAACAACCCUGGGAACCCCUUGAAACUCACCGAGCUACGCAAAAUCCCUAACUUACCAUACAAGCAAAAUUGGAGUGUCAAUGUGCUAGCAGUAGUUUCAGCAAUCUCGGGUCUCGAACCUUCCGGUCUACCACCGUAUAGCCAGCGACAGGCCAGACUUGCCGACCCCUCUACCGAUAAGCAUGUGCUCUUGACAGUAUUCCUCGAUCCGGAACAGUUCUUACCAGCAGUUGGAAGCGUCGUAUUACUACUCGGGGUCAAGAACCAUCGUUUUGAUGGUGGAAGCCUCAAAAAGUAUGCUAGUGACCGCCCGGUGGCCGGACAUAGCUGGUGGUACGAGAAUCCGGCGCAAUUCGACUGGUGCGAUGUCGAGGGGUUGAGGCAGUGGUGGGCUGAGGGUCAGUCUCUCGAAUAA